Aspergillus homomorphus CBS 101889 is the source of this 5336-nucleotide messenger RNA. RefSeq names its product UDP-N-acetylglucosaminyltransferase. Lineage: Eukaryota; Fungi; Ascomycota; Eurotiomycetes; Eurotiales; Aspergillaceae. The coding region runs from base 185 to 5200 and encodes 1671 amino acids. The transcript is spliced from 3 exons. The record is from RefSeq and is a predicted model, not a curated record. Gene Ontology annotation, molecular function: glycosyltransferase activity; protein binding. Gene Ontology annotation, biological process: protein O-linked glycosylation.
CGAGGUCUCCCCCUCUUCUCACGUCGCUUCACAUUCGCAUCAUUGUUAUCUUUCAUUUUGCUGCCCGUCGCUCGCAUUUGACUCAUAAUACUCCCCAUUCAUUCUCCCAUCUCCUGCCGAACGGGCAGAACCCUAUAUCGAUCACGGGGGAAGACGAGUGGAGUCGUCGCUAUCCGAGGUCAAGAUGUUACCUUCAGUAGCGCCGCUACCGCCCGUUCAACCACAUCAUCACCUUCACUACCGUCAUGGAUCCGACACUUCGAAUAAACCUUACGACUUGAACGCCUCCUUCUCCGCUACUCUUCCUCAUAAUGAUCAUGGCAAGAAUCCCUUCCACUCCAUACCUCGGACCCGACUGCAAUACCCCCAUCCGAUCCAGCGUCUCGGUGUUCCGGAUGCCACAGGCCCUUUAACGAAUUCGAAGAGUGCGGGCGAGCACGCCUUGCGGAGGAAGACCCCCAAUGGAACGUUAGCGGCAGGUUACGACGGGACCCCAGUGGAUAUCACCAUUCAGCCUCCCGCCAGCAAGCAUAUCCUAGUGUCGCCUCUCGACUCGAGUCAUCUGGUUCCUCCACAGGCUGGAUUCGCGUUGGAUGCAUGGCAGCAACCCGUUCUUGAUCGCACUUCAUCCGGAAAGCAGUUGAACUUUCCACCCGUAUACAAGAAUGAAACGACGAGGGGAAACGCAGUCCCUGGAGAGAUGGCUCAAGGUAUCAAUGGGGCAAGCUGGAUCCGGUCCUUGGAUUACGUACCGGGCAUUGAUUCCGUGCUGAAUCAAACCUUGCCGAUGCAACCCUCGCAACAGCGGUUCUAUUGGCAUAAUGGUGCUUAUAUCCCUACGGUUCUCCCCGCAACCCUGCAACCGUGCGUCGGUCCCACAGCUUCAGCAGGGACCGGUCCGUAUGGGCCGUACUGGCCCGACGGGGCUUACAUUCCUUAUCGCCCAGCAGCCUUUCGGGAUGCUCGAUUUCAUACCCCCAGCCCGUUUCCCAAAGCCAUCAAUGCUCCUAGCCUUCAAUUCCUCGAUGCUGGUCAGCCAACCUUGAACCGGGCGGGCUUGUCUGUCGCCAGCCAUCCUGAUUCGGAUCUAGCUUGGAACCAGACCCCGACGGGAAUGCACAAUGCCGAAAUACCCCUGCAGAACAACUUUCCUCGACGCCACUCGGAACAGAAGGUUCUAGAAACUUCAGCACAUCAACUGGUCCUGCCGUUCCACACCCGUCAACCUACCACAAAUUCGGGGUUUUCGUCGCGAACGAUUCACGAUGCGUCAUCAUGGCCGAGCUCCGCGGGUCUUCAGGGAUACCAGAACACGGACCCUGUAGGCAGCUCACGUGCAGUAAACGCAGAGUUCAAGGAAAAGGUGUUGACAUGGGCCCAUGGAGUUUAUGUGGAUCUUCUUGCAUCUAUUCACCACGCGCGACGAAACAGCAUAUCUAACUCGACCACUGAGGCUCAGAGUCAACGGCUCCUGAAGCCGAGUAUAUACCCUAAACCGCCCCGACAGCCCGGGCUUGAUUUCUCAAAUCCCGCUGCUACUGACCUAUCCCGCCACAACAGCUUUCCACCACCUGGUCAUUUAGAUUCUCAUGUGUCAAGAUCCAACGACAUCAAUCACUCAGGGCAAAAUGAUCCGAGUCGCCACUUCCAGAGGCCAUCAUUGGCCCAGUUCUCGCAGACUGCAUCUGAUGUUCAGAUGCUUGAUCGAAUACGUCACACAGGCCGCUUUUCUUCUGCCCCAUCCGCCUCUCGCUUCGGUGCGCCCUCUCUCAACGAGGGCUCCACAACUGCCAAUGCCGUGUCCUCCCUCGAGAUGCUCUCGCAUCUCUGUAUGGAGAGCGGUUGGGAAUGGAUCGACGGAAUGCUCCUUGGAGGCUGCCUGGCCUAUGGUCUCGGUGAUUACAACAAGGCUACCCGGUGGUAUUCGCGAAUCAUCGCACGCGAUGCAACGCACGUGGAGGCGAUCUCCAAUCUCGCCGCUACACUUUUGGCGCUGGAUCGUCGAGAAGAAGCAUUGCAACACUGGCUUCGCGCCGUGAAACUGCGCCCAAGCUACUUUGAAGCUGUAGAACAUUUAAUCGGUCUUCUGUGCAGCAGCCAACGGGGCAAGGAGGCGGUUAACAUCAUCGAGUUCGUGCAAAAUUCUCUACGGUCUUCGCUAAGUGGGGAUUGUUUUAAAGCCGAUGAGCAUGCAAGCGAGACGGAGAGUGACGCCGAAAGCAGAGCCUCAAGCGCCUCAGACUUGGGCUCCUACGAAAAAGCCGCCUUCGACUAUGACGAUGAGUUUAGCCGAUCUGUGUCUACGGUCCGUGGUCCAGCGGACGCCAAAACCGCCGGGUUUGGCUCGAGUGGGUACGCCAUACCCGGCUGCGACAAUGGCCGGAUAUUGGCUCUUGUUCACGCGAAAGGAAACAUGCUUUAUGCAUUGGGUGACAACGUGGGGGCUGCGGCAGCGUUCGAGGAUGCGAUCUUGAUUGCUGCCGGACGAAGACGCCACGGAAUUCAAAAUCUGAUCAAGCAGAUUUUUGCGGCUUUCAUGCAUGGAAGCAAUCGUGUUCAUCCCGCCGGAGAGUCGCGUGAGCCGCAGGAAAGUAUUCUUCUUUAUCCCGACCAGGCGCUCCAGACUUCCAAAUUGGUGUUCACACCAUGUGGAACACCCCCGGGCAUCAAAUUUGUGGCGGAAGGUCUAGCGAGGAAGGCCGCUGUUUCCACGACGAGCAACUCGUUACUCUCCCUUGCCAAAAUCUACCAGGAUGGCAUGUCCAACAUCUCGACCUCUGGGAUUCCGAGGACCGCCCCAGGCGUUCGGGACAUCCUCGCGCUCUACUACCUUUCUUUGUCUCUCCAGCCCAGUCCGUCGACAGCGAACAAUGUGGGGAUUCUAUUGGCCGGAAUUCACAAUAAAGUCCCCAAGAAGGGGCUUCCACGGUCCAACGGGGAAAUUCAGCACCCCGAAAUCCCUGGGGUUAUUCCCGGGACGGGGAUUUCGUUGGCCUUGGCGUACUACAAUUACGGACUGCACUUGGAUUCGCGGCAUGCACACCUCUACACGAAUCUCGGAAGUCUUCUGAAGGAUAUAGGCCAGCUUCAAGCGGCGAUCCGGAUGUACGAGCAAGCGGUCCAGUGUGACGGUAAUUUCGAUAUUGCUCUAGCCAACUUGGCCAAUGCGGUCAAGGAUGCUGGACGUGUCAACGAUGCCAUCGCCUACUACAAGCGGGCUGUCAAGGUGAAUCCCGAAUUUGCCGAGGCAGUUUGUGGCCUGGCCAAUGCUCUAAACUCUGUCUGCAACUGGGUUGGUCGAGGUGGUGUCGGCAACGGGAUUGGUUUUCGGGACCGGUGGCAUGUCGAUGAGCAAGGGAUGCUUCGGGAUGCAUAUAGUAACGAGACUGGUACAGGCUGGAUCAAGCGGGUGGUUGAGAUUGUCGACCGUCAGCUCCGAGAAGGGGAGUCAUGGGGCCAGGGCUUGCUGACCUCGAAUGCAGUCGAACAACUGUGCGCCCAGUUGGUCCCCGCAAUGAAGAUCCGCAACCAGGCGGCGGCUAGUUCCCUGGCGGCUAUUCUUCAGUCCUGGGCCGGCCAGCGAUGGGAGGGCGCAAGGGUGGUGCGACUCGUGGAGCGUGCCAUCAGGUCGAUCACCUGGCAAUGGUACCAGGAUCGCUACGUUUAUGGCAAGGAAUACCCCUUAACCAAGUACCGGCGGCCUCAGCUGCCUUUGGGCCUGACGGCGCCGAACGCGCCCACCGUGCUGCCGUUUCACACCUUCACAUGCCCGCUCUCAGCCAAGCAGAUUCGCCAGAUCUCGCAGCGGAAUGGGCUCCGCAUAUCUUGCUCGACGCUACGCUCGCCUUGGCUUCCAGCCACAGUUUACCCACCGCCCCCACCCCCAAAUCCUUAUCUCAAAGUCGGAUACGUAUCGUCAGACUUUAACAACCAUCCUCUUGCGCAUUUGAUGCAGUCUGUCUUUGGUCUGCAUAAUCCGUCACGGGUCAAGGCCUACUGCUAUGCCACCACCGCCAGCGACAAAUCGAUCCAUCGACAGCAGAUCGAGAAAGAAGCUCCGGUGUUCUACGACGCGAGCGGGUGGCCCGUCGACCUUCUCGUGAAGCAGAUUGUUGACGAUGGCAUUCAUAUUCUGAUAAACCUAAACGGUUAUACCCGCGGUGCGCGGAACGAAGUGUUUGCUGCCCGACCUGCACCCAUUCAUAUGUCCUUCAUGGGGUUUGCAGGAACGCUGGGGGCUGAAUGGUGCGAUUACAUUCUAGCGGACGAGAUAUCGAUCCCCACCGAAACACUGGCUCCGGGCCGACGCAAUGUGCGAAUCGAGGACCGACUACUCGAGCAAAAUCACGGGGAGGACCUUGAGGAUUGGGUCUACGGGGAAAAGCUGGUCUAUACACGUGACACAUUUUUCUGCUGCGACCAUAGGCAAAGCGCGCCUGAUGCUCAGGAUCCGCAGAUCGCAUGGGAGCAGGAGCAGAGUCGAAGGUGGCGGAUGCGGAAGGAGUUGUUUCCUAAUCUCAGCGAUAACACCAUCAUCCUCGGCAACUUCAACCAGCUGUAUAAGAUUGAACCCACCACCUUCCGCACCUGGCUGCGCAUUCUCGCCCACAUCCCCAAUGCCGUGCUUUGGCUCCUCCGCUUCCCCGACCUCGGCGAACGCAACCUCAAGGAAACGGCCAUCGCCUGGGCGGGCGAAGAAACUGCCUCUCGCAUCAUUUUCACUGAUGUUGCACCCAAGAAUAUGCACAUCGCCCGUGCUAGAGUCUUGGAUCUGUUUCUGGACACUCCGGAAUGUAACGCUCACACCACGGCCACGGACGUCCUCUGGAGCGGCACUCCGCUUCUAACCUUUCCCCGCUACAAAUACAAGAUGUGUUCUCGCAUGGCGAGCAGUAUCCUCAGUAGCGCCCUCCCAGACACCGAGGCCGGUCGCGCCGCUCGGGAGGAAUUGAUCGCCACCUCGGACGAAGACUACGAGAACAAAGCCAUUCGCAUGUGCCUGGGCAUGAAUGCGCGCCGUACUGCGUCCGCAGAGACAUCGCCAACAGGCCGACUCUCCGAGAUCCGAAAGAUGUUAUUCCAGGAACGCUGGAAAGGCCGACUGUUCGAUACCGCGCGAUGGGUACGGGAUCUUGAGGACGCAUAUGAUCGCGUCUGGCAGCGAUGGGUGGCUGGCGAAGAAGGCGAUAUCUGGUUAUGAUCUAUCCAUCUGGGUGUGCGACAUAAUAAGCCAUGCAAACUCUCUCACUCUAAAUAUACCCCCUUGAGCGAUUUUUCUUUGAUUAUGUCUUGUUUUGAUUACAUGAUACAUGUCCGGGGUUUAUAUCAAUUUCUUU